UCUCACUCAGACAGAAAGACGUGGAUUGCUGUGAUGCACAUGCAGCAGUGGAUUAUUCCCCUACUCUUUAUCUUUCUCUGCGAUGUCUGCUCCAAAAAGCUGCUCCGUUGCAUCAAGGAUGAUGAUGAUGAUGAUGGCAAAGAUGGAGAGUCCUGGCUGGAGAGUUUCCCAAGGGCGCGGUGCAAGUCUCGCUGCUUGAGUUUGCACAGCGCAGCAACACUGCAGAACAAUGGAUCACUGUCAUGGUGCCAUAGUCAAAAGGAGUGUGCAAAGUGUUUGGAGCCGUGUAAAAACUCUUGGUUUAUGAAAAAGAAGAAGAAUUGCAGAGAACUGUGUGAGAGGUUGUUUCCAAAAAAGCACUGGGAGUGUUUGGCCAGCUGUCAGUUCCUUGAGUCAGUGAUGGAACUGAAGCAAGGGGAAUGUCCUCCUCCGGACUGGGCCACUGGCUUUGCGGCCGCCUGUGUCGAGAGCUGUGAUUAUGACACGGAAUGUCCAGCUCAGAAGAAGUGCUGCUCCAACACCUGUGGCCACACAUGCCAGACUCCUAAAGAUCUCUACAAAGGGGUUCCUUCAAAGCCAAGGAAGCAGCUUGGAUUUGAGGAGGUAUUCCCCGGCCAACUCGAGGUGCGUUGGAACCCCAGAAUCAACAUGUCUGCUGAGCCUGUAGUCUACAUCCUGCAGAAAAGGUGGAACUUUGGCAUCCAACCCAGUGAAGAUGCUGCUACGCCAUGGCAAAUAGUUGCAAAUACCACAGAGCAGAGAGUCCGACUUUCUGACAUCCGACCAGGCCGUUGGUACCAGUUCAGAGUUACAGCUGUCAACAUGCACGGAACCAGAGGUUUUACCACUCCGAGUCGACACAUAUGCUCCAGCAGAGACCCGACCCGCCCUCCAGCCCCGACUGAGUUGAGAGUGACCAACAUGAUGUUCACUGCAAGCAGUGCUGUACAGGUCCAACUCCAGUGGUGCAUGCAAGGAGACCUUGAUGUCCCUGUUCACCAUUACAAGGUCAGCUGGACUUGGACUGGUCAAAUCCCAGCUUCUUCCAUGACCAAAAGGAAAAAAAUAGUCAGAGAGAGCCAGGUGGUACUGGACAGCAUGCAGUCCAACCGCAGUUACAGUGUGGAGGUCCAGGCUGUCUGCUACUGGAAACAAACUCAGCUAAAAGGACCUCGAGCCAUUGUUCACUUUCAAACCCUGCAUGACAAGUCAAGAGACCUACCAGGUGACAUUCUGGAUGUGGGGACACCUUUCUAUCAAAAUGGACAGCUACAAGUUCACAUUUACUGGAAGAGCAGCACAGACCCUUCAGUCGAAUACUACCGAAUCCAGUGGAUACCAGAGUAUUGUGAGCACAACCAAACCGCACAAAGGAAAAAGACCAACACGCAGGGGACCUUCUUCAACAUGCAGGAUUUGCUCUUCUCCUGUAAGUACAAAGUCCUGCUGCAACCCAUCAGCAGGACCAGCCAUCAGCCAGCCAAGAGCAUCAGCUUCAUUACACCAUCCUGUGCCGCCAUCCAGGCCAAGAGUCCAAAACUCAUUGCCUGUCACGGAGUGACCCCUCAGAAGGUUCUGGUUAAGUUAACCAACCUGACAGUAUCCUUCAAGUUCCAUGGUAGUAACAUGACCACCAACUUUAAUUGGGGGGUGUCAUCUCACCGUUACCUCACUGGCUAUCAGGUGACCUUGGUUGAGGUCACUUCAAGCGGCCGACUUGACAACAAGAAGCUGCACCGCGGGUUUACCUCACAAGCCCAAAUUUUACCUCAGGAUGUUAGCAGUCUGGUAGUGUCUGGCCUACAUGCUACCAGUGUCUACAGGCUAGAAGUCCGGGCAAUCGUUGCUGAUGGUGAAGGUCAUGCCAUCAGCAGAAUCUUCCAGACUCCGGGAUUACACAAAGUGGAAAAGCAUAGGAAGUAUGAUUGAUCAAGUGGACAAUAAAAAUAAGACAUUGUCAUUCAUUGAUAAUUGGCACUGACCUGAAAGCCACUCAGCAUUAACUUCCUGCACAUCCUUCACACAUUCGUAAAAAAAAAUUCACCCAGUGUUGAUUCAUUUCCUGCUCAAGUGUGAUACCCUACUUAUCUUUAUGCUGUAUCAUGACACUGUGAUGUUGACACAAUUGCAUGCAAACACCCAUGUAUUGGGUGCCUUGACCUGAAGGGCAUCUUAAAAUGACUUUCAGAAACACAUGUGUUUCUUCCUUUAUGUUGUAAAAUGCUGUAUAUAAUGUGUUUAACAUGAGUUCUAAUAUUUAUAUCUGUCUUUACCUCUGAAGACCUUUUGUACUACCAUUCAGUGACAAAAUAUGUUCUGUACACUGCCUGCUUUUUGCAUUUUCCUUUAUUUUGAAGAUUGUUCCACCAGUGUCCUUUGUGCACGUAAAUUCAAUGCUCUGAAACACUUAGAAUAGUUUUUUGCACACCCUGUACAAUGUGCUCCCUACAACCUAUGGGCAGCUUUAUGUAGCGUGACAUACAUGUUAUCAGUGGUCCUUCUAAAUCAUCCAAAGGUCUUUGUGAAGAAAAAUCUAACUACACACAUUUGGGUCUUGAACUGGUGCUGCCAGGAUGUGAUUCAUUUGUUCUAUUUAAUAAAA
Nerophis lumbriciformis (worm pipefish) is the source of this 2602-nucleotide messenger RNA. RefSeq names its product anosmin-1-like. Gene Ontology annotation, biological process: neuron differentiation. NCBI's taxonomy places the organism in Eukaryota, Metazoa, Chordata, Actinopteri, Syngnathiformes, Syngnathidae. Gene Ontology annotation, molecular function: protein binding; peptidase inhibitor activity. Gene Ontology annotation, cellular component: extracellular region; cell surface. The record is from RefSeq and is a predicted model, not a curated record.